This is a messenger RNA of Blepharisma stoltei, 249 nucleotides long. Lineage: Eukaryota; Ciliophora; Heterotrichea; Heterotrichida; Blepharismidae. The record is from the annotation of a GenBank genome assembly.
AUGGUCGCGAUAGAAGAAAAUUACUUUAAUUACACGGAAACAAUAUUAUGGGACGAACAACCUCACAAUUCGACGUCAGAUAACUCAACAGAUACAAAUUUAUGGUGACUCUGGCUGCUGAUAGGAAUUCUAGGAAUGAUUAUUAUGAGUGUGAUCGGGUUUUAUUUGUAUAGGCAUAUAAAGAAGCGAUCAUGGCUUAAGAAACGAAGAGCGAGCGAAAUGCUAGUAAAUGAACUUACAGAUUUUUAG